This is a messenger RNA of Schistocerca gregaria, 869 nucleotides long. Its product is annotated as cyclin-C-like. The transcript has 4 exons. Gene Ontology annotation, biological process: positive regulation of transcription by RNA polymerase II. Lineage: Eukaryota; Metazoa; Arthropoda; Insecta; Orthoptera; Acrididae. Gene Ontology annotation, molecular function: cyclin-dependent protein serine/threonine kinase regulator activity. The coding region runs from base 66 to 869 and encodes 267 amino acids. The record is from RefSeq and is a predicted model, not a curated record. Gene Ontology annotation, cellular component: nucleus; mediator complex.
CUAUCAUCCUUUGAAGUUUCUGGAUUAUACAUAUUAACGUCAGGGCCCAAAUCUGUCCUGAACAAAUGGCGUCCAAUUUUUGGACAUCUACGCAAUACCGUCUCACACAAGAGUACAAUGCUGUAAAAGAGGGCCCUAUCAUAGACGACCCACACGAAAAAGAGAAGACAAUCAUUACAAGCGAAGAGCGAAAAAAACUGUUGAUUUUUUACGUGGAUUAUAUCAAGGAGUUGGCUAAAAGAACCAAUUUGCGUCAACGUGUGAGCGCUACUGCAGGAGUGUAUUUUCACAGAUUUUAUAGAAGGCGAAGUUUUUGUGAUAUAGAACCUUUUCUGCUUGCAGGAACAGCUUUGUAUCUAGCGAGUAAAGUAGAAGAAUCACCUUUGAGAUUGUCUUUACUCAUUGAAAAAAUGCACACUUAUGCCAAUCAUUUUAUGUACACGUAUACUCAGUCAGACAUAACCAACUGCGAGUUUUACCUCCUCGAGGCACUCAAUUGUAAGCUCAUUGUGUUUCAUCCAUACCGCGGUCUCAUAGCGUACGCCAAAGAUGCAAAGCUUUCGAGUGAUGACAUCGAAUGCGCCUGGCACCUUGCAAAUGAUUCCUAUAACACAGACUUAUUAUUGCGUUAUCCUCCAUACAAAAUUGCCUUAACCUGUAUAUUCAUUGCGAGCGUGGUGAGAAAAAUUGACAAUAUUCACUCAUGGUUCUGCCAAUUAAGUGACCAAGAUUUGCAGUCAAUUUGUCAAAUUUCGGCUGACCUGCAAAAAAAUAUCGAUAAGUGUAGAUCGAAUAGGGUUCGGAUAGGUCCCUCAUCAACGAUACAAUCCAAGAAAGUUGAGAUUCAGUUGUAUAUGAUAUAUACUUGA